AUGUUAUCUGAAAGAAAAGUGAAAUUAACUCUUCAUUUGCCUAAAUUAGAAUCAUGUGUUUAAUUUGAAUCAGAUAUAUACACUACAACAUCAAGAUCAAGUAAAAUAUUAUACGUUAUUAUUAAUAGGAAUAUUGUCAAUCACUAAAGCUCAUAAAUCUGAAAAAAGAAUAUUACAUAAACAUACAGUAACUUAAAUGAAUACUUCUAAUUAACUUCAUUUAUAUACUCCAAAGUAUGAGAGUGAAUAAGCUAAAAAACUCAAAAACAUUCCUUAUCAAUUAAAAUAUUUCAUUCCAAAUCUCCCUAACAAAAACUUUAAAUCUAGCCAUCUAAUGAAUAAAAAACUAUUAGAAACACCUUAAAAUAUAAUAUAGAACAAAGAUAAAUGGCAAUUAAAUAAAUAUAAAACUAGAAUGAAUAAUGCUUUUAGUCUAAGUUAAAGUAAAAGAAUGCAAAAUAAACAUUUAAAAACAGAAUAAUAAGAAGAACAAAAUGAAAUUAGAAGACAGAACCAAAACUAUAUAGAAAAUGAAAAAGUGAAAGUAUUAAAAUAUAAUAUUGUUAGAGACUUAAUAAAUAAAGAAUUGAAACACAAAAAAUAAUAGAUCAAUAUACUUCUUAAUUUAAUUCAAGUAUUAAACUUAAUCAUAUUGACUGA
Paramecium primaurelia is the source of this 660-nucleotide messenger RNA. The record is from the annotation of a GenBank genome assembly. NCBI's taxonomy places the organism in Eukaryota, Ciliophora, Oligohymenophorea, Peniculida, Parameciidae.